This is a messenger RNA of Alternaria conjuncta, 4098 nucleotides long. RefSeq lists its product as uncharacterized. The coding region runs from base 1 to 4098 and encodes 1365 amino acids. Gene Ontology annotation, cellular component: membrane. Gene Ontology annotation, biological process: potassium ion import across plasma membrane; chloride transmembrane transport; cell volume homeostasis. Gene Ontology annotation, molecular function: potassium:chloride symporter activity. The record is from RefSeq and is a predicted model, not a curated record. The transcript is spliced from 3 exons. Lineage: Eukaryota; Fungi; Ascomycota; Dothideomycetes; Pleosporales; Pleosporaceae.
AUGACGAAUGCGGACGACGACCAGACGACCAGGCUUACCCUGCCGCGGACACGCUCCAACUUUGCAACCCGUACAGCACGAGAUGAGAGUGCGCGACUGCAUCGACGCUCGUUCGUACAGCAUUCACCACCACCUGACGAGGAAACACCGCUUCUGCCAAGCAGUGGACGCCAGCUUCCAGCUGAUGCAGAUGCCUACGAUGGCGCUCAAGGGACGGGGAGCAAGCAGAGAGGGAUGAGCAGCUGGUUCUCGAGCAUCCUCCGGACGUCACGAUCCAAUUUAGCGAAGGAGCCAAAUAAUGACGGCAAACGACACUCAGUCAGCGAAACCACCAAACCAAGGCCUGGUGCUUUCCCCAGACCCGUUGGAGGUACCGACAAACUAGGCACUUUCGCUGGAGUUUUCGUACCGGUAACCCUCAAUGUCUUGUCGAUUUUGAUGUUUCUCAGAUUCGGCUUCCUUCUGGGUCAAGCUGGCUUGAUUGGCAUGAUGGGUAUGCUGAUAGCAGCUUAUGCCAUCAAUCUCUUAACUACGUUGAGUAUUUCCGCUGUUGCCACCAAUGGCACGGUUAGAGGAGGAGGCGCGUACUACUUGAUCUCCCGCAGCCUGGGGCCAGAGUUCGGCGGAUCGAUAGGCAUCGUCUACUAUCUUGGCUCAGUCUUCAACACCUCGCUCAACGCUGUCGGUCUCAUCGACUGUCUUAUCGAGAACUUCGGUAGCAAUGGAGGUGACAUGGCAGAGUGGCUACCUCAAAGCUACUGGUGGCAGUUCCUCUGGGCUACCUUGGUUCUAGCCGCGUGCACACUUAUCUGCCUUGCUGGAAGUGGGCUCUUCGCACGCUGCAGUAACGGCCUACUUCUAGUCUUGUUGGUCGCGACUAUCAGUAUUCCUCUGUCCGCUGUGUUCAGGCCUCCGUUCGAGAACCCAAAAGAAGACAUUGUUUUCACAGGCCUCAGCAUGGACACGUUCCGUCAGAACUUACUACCCCACUUCACGCGAGGAGCCGCGGGAAGUGUCGAUCAUCACCGAGAGAACUUCCAAGAUCUCUUUGGUAUUCUAUUCCCAGCUACGGGAGGAAUUCUGGCCGGUGCAAGCAUGAGUGGCGACCUCAAGCACCCAAGUAAAGCCAUCCCGAAAGGGACCUUGUACGGCAUAGGUCUGACCUUCAUUCUUUACACACUCGUUAUCUUCGCUAUGGCGGCGUCAAUAGCACGCGAAACUUUCUACAAUAACACAAAUGUCAUCCAGCUGACCAACAUAUCUGGCGCGGUCGUGCUUGCUGGCGAGAUGGCGACAUCCUUAUUCUCGGUACUCAUGGGUGUUAUUGGUUCAGCCAAGCUCCUCCAGGCUCUUUCUCGCGACAAUCUUAUUCCUGGACUUUCGAUCUUUGGACAGGGCACGAAGAAAUCUGAUGAGCCGAUCUACGCCAUCAUCAUCACUUUUAUCAUCGCUCAAAUCACAAUGUUUGCCGACAUCAAUCAGAUUGCUUCAUUCAUCACAAUGACAUAUCUCAUGACAUUUCUCGUUACCAACUUGGCCUGUUUCUUACUCAAGAUCGGUUCUGCCCCAAACUUCCGGCCCUCCUUCCACUACUUCAACUGGCCCACAGCUGCUGUUGGGACGGUUGUCUGUGGAGGUACCAUGUUCUUCGUCGACGGCUUCUAUGCAUCUGGAUGUGUAGCUCUGCUCAUGAUUAUCUUCCUGCUGAUUCACUACACUACCCCACCUAAGCCAUGGGGUGAUGUGAGUCAGGGUCUCAUCUAUCACCAAGUGCGAAAGUACCUGCUGCGCUUGCGUCAAGAGCAUGUCAAGUUCUGGAGACCCCAGAUCUUACUCUUGGUCAAUGAUCCGCGGCGGCAGUAUAAAUUGAUCCAAUUCUGCAAUUCGCUGAAGAAGGGAGGUCUCUUCGUACUUGGGCACGUCAUUGUCUCUGAUGACUUCGGGGAAGCUGUGCCAGAAGCAAGACGACAACAGCAGUCUUGGACAAAGUAUAUCGACUUCUCCAGGAUCAAAGCGUUCGUGAACAUCUCUAUAUCUCCUGCCGUCGAGUGGGGCGCUCGCAACCUUGUUCUGGGUGCAGGGCUAGGUGGUAUGCGGCCAAACAUAGUUGUCAUGGGCUUCUAUAACCUACCCGAGAUGAGGCAAGCGCAGCCUUCCAUUGGCAUACCUUCGCCCCAACCAUCACGCCCAUCCAGCAAAGCUACGAACCAUCCCAUCUCUCGGAAAGCAAUCCAAGCAGCAGCCAGGCGACGCGUCACAGGAAACACCCAUAGCAUGCUUCCCACCGAUGCUAUGAAACCAGAAAACGCAAUUGCUAUACGCAGUUAUGUCACUGUUAUCGAAGACCUGAUUCUCCGGUUGCAAGCAAAUGUCGCUAUAGGCAAGGGGUUCCAGGAACUCGAGGUGCCCCCUACCAAGCCUACGGUGAAACAAAAAGCGUUCAGCUUCAUUGGUCUUAAUGACAUUGAUAUCGAGGAUUCGUCAAAGAUGUACAUUGAUCUCUGGCCGAUUCAAAUGUCAGCCGAGGUCGCUACUACUGGCGAUGAGCCAAUCCGCAAGAAUGUACUGACCACGAAUUUCGACACGUAUACACUCAUCCUGCAGCUUGGAUGCAUCUUACACACGGUACCGUCUUGGAAGCGCAUGUACAAGUUGAGAGUCUGUGUUUUUGUGGAGUAUGAGACGGACGUCGAGGAAGAGCGAAGUCGCGUUACUACAUUGCUGCGUAAUCUGCGCAUUGAGGCUGAAGUCCACGUCUUCUGGUUGUCCUCCGGAGAUUUGAGCAUGUAUGAAGUCAUCAUCAACGGAAGAGAUGAUGGUCACCUUGAUCAGACUGGUCGUGAUAUCGAUUACUCGCUGGAAGACGAGCGAUGGUGGCAAGACAUCAAACGACUGCGUCAGCCCGAGAGUUUGAGUGCGAGCCAGGAACUAGCACAGACUGUCGAUAUUCUUGAAGCCGUCACCAGUUGGCCUAUUGCCUCGUUCCAACAUGGUAGGCAAGAGACGAACCCAAAGCGCUUCUCAGCCCUGCGCAAGAUGCUACGUAAAGCAAAAAGUAGAACGUCUGUUGGCAAUCUUGGGGACGGGGCAAGGGCCAAAAUGCAAAGCCAAAGAAUACCAGUCCAGCUACUUGAAGACAGCGAUAGCGACACUCAACCAUCCUCAGCCGGCGGAAGGGAAGACGAUGCUGAUGACGAAGCAAUGGCUUCUGAUAGCGAGGCAGUCGUUAGUGGCAGCAACUUCGACGAAUACGACUUGGAUGCAUCGAGUGAUGAGAGUGAUCAGAACGGGCAGAGAAUGUCACUAAGAAGACGCAAAACGGCACCCAGCACCUCUUUCUUCACCAGGCAGCUGGAUCUCCGUAAGACCAUUUGGAAAAGUUCACGGAAGGACAGUACCUCGCAGAAAGAUGACCGGCCGACCACACAGUCGGUGACACCGCUCAAACCGCACCCAGACGCCGUUGCCUCUGACACAGCUAUUCUUCACGCCGGAGAGCGAGCCCAGCCCCGAAGUGUAGCCAGUUCAUCCUCUCAGCGCUCUGGAUCCUCACGAGCCGCUGUCAAACCGCCUACAAUGCGUCGGCAGUCACUGCCCAAGUUCACAUCGAAUCCAACUCCCCGAACAGCGAUAUCAUCGGAAGAAACGGCCGGCCCAUCGAUAACAUUCGUCGAUACGCCCAAACCAGCAACAGCCAACAAACAAGAUCCCAUUGUGACAUCUGGGGAGCCCUCUCAACUCGCCGCAGAGAAUACACCAGCAAAUUCCAGUCCCCACUCAGCCGCAGCAUCGUCUCACCAACCUACGGACACGGGUACGGCCUCCCCAGCUUCCGGAUUUCCUGCCCAACAAGCCAUCCCUCUCUCCUUCAACGACCUACCGUGUCGCGCUCAACAUCUUAUCCUGAAUGAGCUUAUACGAAAACACUCUGAUGAAACGGCAGUUGUGUUUACUACGCUUCCUAGUCCUAUGGAGGGUACUUGUGAAAGUGAGGCAGAGAGUGUCAAAUACAUUAGCGAUUUGGAGGUCCUAUGCCAAGGCUUACCGCCGGUGCUGUUGGUGCAUAGUAAUAGUAUGACCGUCACUAUGAAUUUGUAG